Messenger RNA from Syngnathus typhle (broad-nosed pipefish), 10650 nucleotides. Its product is annotated as rho guanine nucleotide exchange factor 17-like. Gene Ontology annotation, molecular function: guanyl-nucleotide exchange factor activity; protein binding. Gene Ontology annotation, biological process: actin cytoskeleton organization. Bases 1 to 7902 code for a protein of 2633 amino acids. The record is from RefSeq and is a predicted model, not a curated record. Lineage: Eukaryota; Metazoa; Chordata; Actinopteri; Syngnathiformes; Syngnathidae. The transcript has 24 exons.
AUGGCAGAGAGACACAAGAGGAGUGCACCGGUGUACCGCAGCGUCUCUUUUAAGAACUCGUGGGGCGCCAACAAAAGUGAGGAGCAAGAAGAAAAAAGUGAAGAUUUGGAGGCAGCCGGUGGCUCUCUUCCGCUGGAGCCUAGCGGGGCAGAAGAGCGUCAUGUCAGUGCGUCAAGCAAAGUUUCCAAAAUCUCUGCCACCACAACCACCGAGACCGCAGAGCCAAAGAAAGCCUCCUCCGCCCCUCUCUCCUCCAUUUCUCCCUCUAUCCGCCAGCUCACCGAGAAAUUCAGCUGGAGCAGGAGUGGUAGAAGUGGGGGAGGAGGAGGCUCCGAGAGGACCCACAACGCCUGGCCGGGAGACCUUGCAGCGGUGUCGCGUCGGGGCAGCACACUUCCCCGCGUCAGAGCCUCCAGGAGGAGCAGUUCUCUGUCUCGGCUGUCAUUGCACCAGGACGGCGUUGCAACAUUCUUCCCGGACAACAAGGCUUUUUUGGACAAAGUGCAAAAGUUUAACUCCAGCACGGACUCUGUGUCUGGGUCGGACUCUGAGAGAAGUAAAAGGCGGACUUGUGCAAUAACAACGAACGACAACACUGGUAAGAAAGAAUCUUGUUGCGUAUCUGAUCCCCCCAAAACUUGUAUUAUCAAGGAUGAAGAGGACGUCACGAUUCGUGGAACUUGUAAAGCUCACAGAACCUACCUAUCUACGCAUUGCAAUGAAUUUAUUUCAUUGCAUUCUGAUAAAUGGCCCAGUGUGACCAAAAUCAGACAACUUUUUGAUGAGAGACAAAAGCAAGGGCAGACUUUAAAUCAGGCUGGUAAAUGUGAUUUAGGCCAGCAGAGUAAACCCGAACGUUGCCACCUUUUGGAUAAAAGCAGAAAACUUCCCUUCACUUCAUCUAAUGAAGCCAGAAGUCCAUGUUCGUCCGAGGCGAGCUUAGUUGAAGGACAGAGCCCAAACAGCACUGCUGUCAAACAGACACUUUGUGACACUAUGGACUUGCAUUCCAACAUCUACGAGCAGCAGUAUGCACUUGGUGAGAAGAAAUCAGGUUAUUGUAAUAGCGUUCAUAGUUGUUCUCAGGUUUGCCGUGAUCAAAAAAGUAGCUCAUCUUCAUUCAGAUCUCACAGCCCCAGCUCUGAGGCAGAGGCUUACCCUAAAACUCCCACACUGAUCGAGGUCACCCCUGACCCCCAUGAUGACCUUCAGACCUCUGCUACUACUUCUCAGAGCGGUUUGGUCAACCAGGACGCCUCCUUCUGUGCCUCCUUCCUUCAGGAGCCGAGAGUGAGGGAGAGAAGGGUUAGUCAGGGGGUCGGGCUGGCGAGGGAUAGUUUACAUUCCUCACAUAGCUCCUCUGCAGCUCCUGCCUCUCCCCCUUUAUUCCCCCUCCGUGCUCCAGCUCCAGAUAAAGCCAAUACCUCCUCGCCUGUAGCUCCCUCCUCAGCCCCUGCCAGAGUUGUCUCUCUUCGAAGUUCCCGCUGGAGGUUUAGCUCUGGAGAUGAAGAGGAGGAGCAUAUCAGGAGAAAAAGAGGAGGCUGGAGUGGCCCCUCUCAUCCUUUUGUUGGCCUCAGUGGAGGAGAGAGGGGCACCACAGAGCGAGGUGACAGUUAUUUGUUACGCACUAAAAAUGGCCGGUGGAGUGCAAAGGGCUUUGGUCGGUCUUCUGGCAGUGAAGAGGAGAGUCAUGGUUCUUUAGGACCAUCCAGUAGGGAGGCUGUGCGACGCCGCUCUCUGAGAAAGAAGAAGCGGUUUUGUGGCGGUGCUUUAGCGGCAGGCCGUGAUGAUUAUAACGAUCGUGAUGCCGAAUCCGACGACAGCGACAGCGAGCCCUCUCUGACCAUGGAGCAUUUGGAUAGGCCUCGCCAUGCCACAGGAGGAGAGCUACUGCCAAGAGUAUCACGGAGCCACUCUGCAAGAGAACCAAAUUUUCAUAGUAACAGAGCCAGGGUGCAGCAGCAAUGGGAGCGCAUCUCUUCACCUGCAGUCGCGGCAUCUACAGCACUUCCCGGUGUGUCUCGAGUAUCAAAGGUCAACAUCCCCUCUUUUGGCUCCCGUUAUAGCAGCCGAUAUUCCAGCACUGAGACAUUGAAGAUGGAAGACCAAGCUAGCUGCACCAACCGUGGAACAAACAAGAUUUUGAACACUGGUGGGGACCACACUGCUAGAAAUGCCUCUUCUUCUAUGCUGAGUAAAACAUACUAUGGGAAUUCUACCAUGUACCGUUCCCCUAGCUUUGGGCACGGGGAUAAUUUUCCUCGUACCCAAGUCCGGACUCGCUCCAAGAUUGUGCCCACGGUCACUUCCACUUCCGUGGUCCUUGCGAGAGAAGGUCAAUUAACUGAGGCUGUGAGAUUACAGCAAACAGCAGGAGGAGAUGAGGCAGAUGUUAAAAAUGGAAUAUCCAAGUCCAAUCCUGAUAUCACAACAGAAACAAUGAGCAUGCUAAAUUUUCUGAAAUCAGACUUAUCAGAGCUGAAGGUGCGGAAAAGUAAUGAGAAAGAAAAAUGCGGAUUGGGGCCGCAGAGUCACAUUGGGACCUUAUUACCCUCUGGUCGUCGCUUAUCCCUAAAAGACUUGACAGCAACUCUGCGGCGUGCAAAAUCCUUCACGUAUUCUGGUAAAUCCCCGACAAGCGCACGUUAUUACCUGGCAGGUGGUACAACAAAAAGAAGCACCUCAGAGCAACAGUUAGACCUGAGUAGAGACAAGACUGGAGCCAGGGUGUCCCUAUCAGACAGGGAAGUAGAAAGCGAUGGAGGUGACUUUAGGCUUGGAAGUGGACCAAGGUUGUUGGAUUAUGGAUAUGAUGAUGACGACGACAAGGAAGUGGUGCCCACACCAUUGCAAGAAAGGUAUGUGCAGGAAGCUAGGCAAGUUAUUGAGGAUAUCUGCCAGAUGGGCACCAGAGAAGAUGAUGAUAUUGAUAUGAAACGUGUGAAUGAUUUUGAAGAUGAAUGUUUUACAAUCACCAAAAAAGAUGAAGAGAAGACAAAAGUAAUAAGUACUGAAGGUGAGGUAGAAACAAACCAAGGGGCUGAGUUUAAGACCACACCGGGAAAAGAUAAACAUGAGAGGGAGAGCGAGAUUGGGGAGAGGGAGAAGAGAGAGAGGGAUGGACAAAGUAUGCAGCUGGAGAAGCUAAACAGUAGGGAUACAGACUACCAGAAGAAGGUGCAGAGACAGAACAGAGAGACGGCGAGGACGUUACAGAAAGGGGAUUCGGAAGAAAGUGUGUGCUAUGACCGCUCUGUGGAUGAACUUUCAGGCCACGAGUCUAGUUUAACAGAUGAAGGGAUUGUAACAGAGCCAGAGAUUGGCCCCAGUGACCCCUCUGAGAGGGUUUUCUUGGAGUCAGGAGGGGUUAAUUUGGGGUCAUGCAUUGCUCGGGAUGUACUAGGGCAGCCUGUCACCAUAUGGAAACAAUCAGCGCUCCAUGAAGAGAAAGGGCUUAAGAAGGAAAGAGAGGAAAUGAUGGAGAACAACACUGGCUGUACGAAUCGGCUGAAUGAAGUCAGCAUACCUCCCUCCUUGCCUCACUCCUCCUGUCUGGAAGACAACUGUGUCGACACUUCCAAUGAUGCAACCACCCAGAGCAGCGCUGUACUGCAGGCAUCGACUGGUACUCCGGGAGGCCUUGAAGCACCUGCGACUCCAAGUGCUGUUCGUCGAAGACGCAAGUUCUCCCCUCCUGGUAACAUUAACGCACCCUCAGAGGUUAGUAACAGUACCGCAGACUCAACAACCGCCGCUGAUGCGAAUGGAGAGUCAACAGUCUAUCGCUCCCUAAGUGAUCCUAUGCCUCAGAGACGCUCUUCUGUGGCAGAGGAAGAACAUUUCUCUUCUGUUGACAGCAACCUUUUAGGAUCGCUUGCUCUCAAAGGUGGAGGUCCGCCAGAAACCCCUUCUAUACCCACCUUGUCAGAAUACCAGGGAAGUGUGGCAAGUGACUUGUCUGGAUACAGUGAUGGCGGACUUUGGGAAGAGGUCGUUGGCGACUACGGUGGCGUGAUCAGGAGCAUUGUAGCUGAGCCAAGAGCCAUGGACAGACUGAUGAAUGACGAUCAUGGAAAUGGCAAAGCUCCCAAGAAGAAAUCAUUUAGUGACCCCAGUCGACGUAGUGAUACAUCUUUGCUUUCCCAUAAUGACUCUCAGUUUAAAGCUCAGUCCCCCAGCGCUAGACCAAUCAAUGAGCUGGAUCAGUCAGGCGCGAUCCCACCUUCUAGCAGCGAGCCAAUCCUGAACAAGCAUAAAGAAAAGGCGUGGGAUGUAGAGGUUCAGCCUAAAGAAGACUUAACCACACAGUUAAAUGAUUGUCACCAUGGAAAUAGCAAUACUGAUAUCAAGGAGAUUGUCAAUCCAACCCACGAGAACAUUGUUGUAGAUCAAGGUGGACAAAAGAAAGCAGAGGAGACAAGAAGGUUUAAUUUUGACCUCAAGCUUGCUGAAGCUUUAUCUCCCAGAGCAAUUCGACGAUCCCCGAGAAAGCGCCCAAACAGAUUGGCUCAAUUUUUUUCUCAUGAAGACCCCUUUGAGCCCCCAGAACUAGAUGAGCAAGAUGGUCACCGUGAUGAAUCUGCGCUCACUCCUCCUCUUCCCUCAUCCAGACCAAAGACCAGAACUAAACAUGUAAGACAUGCCAGCGAGCCUGCCACGUUUAUACCCAUCUCACCACCACCACAGCCUUUCAAGGAAGGGAGCAGUCUCUCACACCAACCUACUGGAGGUUCUACAGCCCUGAGUAAAAUCCCAGUAGACAAGCUUCCAUCUCUGGAGGAUGUGACCCAUCUUAGCACCCCUGAAAGAGACACAGACGGUCUAGGGCCUCUCCCUGGGACUCGGGAUGGGGCCAGCGAGAUCUUCGCCAGUCAAACUACAGGAGCUGUAUCACAGAAGGGUUUGGACCAUGCUCCGUCUACAUCAGCCACCCAGAGGACCAAGCCUAGAGUGGACAUGAGAAAGCAUGUGAUGAUGACCCUAUUGGACACAGAGAGAUCAUAUGUGGAGUCACUACGCACUCUGAUUCAGGGCUACAUGCGUCCUCUUAAACAGCCGGACGGAGGCUCCAUCGUGGACCCGCUGCUGGUGGAUGAGAUGUUUUAUCAAAUCCCGGAGAUCCUGGAGCACCACGAGCACUUUCUGGAACAGGUAGACGGCUGUGUCAACCAGUGGCAUGACAGGCAGACUGUUGGCAACCUUCUCAUCCAAUCAUUCUCCAAAGAGACUCUGGCAAAUAUGUAUUCAGCCUACAUUGACAACUUUCUGAAUGCCAAAGAUGCUGUGAGGAUUGCUAAGGAAGCCAAGCCAGCCUUUCACAAAUUUCUUGAGCAAAAUAUGCGCGAGAACAAAGAGAAGCAAGCCUUGGGUGACCUGAUGAUCAAGCCGGUCCAGAGGAUCCCUCGAUAUGAGCUUUUGGUCAAGGACCUUCUGAAGCACACCCCAGAUGACCACCCGGACCACUCCUUCCUGUUGGAUGCCCAGAGGGACAUCAAGCGGCUGGCAGAGAAGAUUAAUAAAGGUCGUCGCUCUGCUGAGGAGGCGGAGAGGGAGGCCAGGGUUAUCCAGGAGAUUGAGGCGCACAUAGAGGGAGUUGAACAUAUUUUGAAUCCCCAGAGGAAGUUCAUCAGACAAGAGAUGGUUAUGGAAGCGAAAACUGUAGGCGGGAAGAAAGACCGUUCCCUGUUUCUCUUCAGUGAUUUGAUCAUCUGCACCACACUUAAGAGGAAGUCUGGAUCACUGAGACGCAGCUCCAUGAGCCUAUACUCUGCCGCAAGUGUCAUUGAUACGUCGAGCAAGUAUAAAUUUCUGUGGAAACUUCCACUGGAGGACGUGGAGGUGGUAAAAAGUUCAACUCAGACGGCAAACAAAGAAAACGUCCAAAAAACUAUCAGCCGACUUGAUGAGGAUUUGAGCACGUUGGGUCAAAUCAGCAAAUUGUCAGAGACCCUCAGCCUGCCACACCAGUCCCUAGAUGAGGUGAUCAAAGAUCAGAUGGCCUCUGUGCACCGGGAGCUGUCAGAGAAGCAAUCUUUGGCCUUCAGUAUGAACUCCCUGCCCACCAAGCUGGAGUUCACCUCUGUAUCAGCCGAGAGUAGCUUUAUCUUUGAAUUUACAUCACCUGACGUUCGCUCCAACUUUGAGCAGGCUUUUGAGGAAGCAAAAAAGAAACUCGCUAUGACUAAGGACCAGUGGGACCCCGAAUUCCUCAAGGCCAUUCCCAUUAUGAAGACACGCAGUGGAAUGCAGUUUUCAUGUGCGUCCCCGAGUCAUACCUGCCCGGAAAGUGGCUGCGAGGUGUGGGUGUGUAACAGUGAUGGAUAUGUUGGACAGGUUUGUCUGUUAAACAUUAAAGAUGAGCCCACAGUGGAGGCCUGUAUUGCCGUCUGCUCAGCCAGGAUCAUCUGCAUUGCUGCUGUACCCGGACUGAAAGGGAGGGAGCGCGGAACUGAAGCUGCCCCACCAUCCACAACACCUGACGCCACUCAACAGCAGUUACAUAUUUGCAUCUCACAUUCCUCUUUGGAACUGAGCGAGCAACCAACAGGACCAGGUGCCGAGCUGGUCCCAUUUGACAGUGACGACACAGACGAUGAGGAUUCGCCAAGCCCUUCAUCAACUCUACAGAGUCAAGCUAGUCACUCCACUAUAUCCUCCAGUUAUGGCAACGAAGAGGCUCCGUGCUCCAAAGACUUGGUAACAGAGACCACCAGCAGUGAGGAGGAACAGGAGUUCUCAGUGACAAGCUCAUAUUCAGCUCCGGGGAUGUUGGCAGUAGGCGGAGGAGGUCGAGCCAACAUGGAGAGCCCCAUGGACGGCCGCGCCAUGCGCCGCUCGUCCCGCGGAUCCUUUACCAGAGCCAGUCUGGAGGACCUGCUCAGUAUUGACCCAGAAGCAUACCAGAGCUCUGUGUGGCUUGGCACGGAAGACGGAUGCAUCCAUGUGUACCAGUCUUCAGAUAACAUUCGCAACCGCAAAAACAGCAUGAAGAUGCAGCACGCGGCUUCCAUUUUAUGUAUUUUGUAUCUGGACAACAAAGUCUUUGUGUCAUUGGCUAACGGGGAGGUGAUUGUCUAUCAGAGAGAAGCAGGUAGCUUCUGGGACUCGCAGUCUUCUCAGACAUUAGUUCUGGGCAAUCCCAGCAGCCCCGUCACCAAAAUGGUCCCGGUCGGAGGAAAAUUGUGGUGCGGCUCCCAGAACAGAAUCAUAAUUAUGAACUCAACCACACUGAUGCAAGAGCAUUGCUUUCAGGUGGGAACGGAUAGCAGUCGAUGUGUGACUUGCGUGGUGGCGUACGGUCAGGGUGUGUGGUUGGCCCUGCAAGGGAGUGCGCAUGUUAAACUAUACCACGCUCAAACGUGGGAAAGCCUGACGGAGGUUGAUGUGGCGCCUGCCGUUCACAAGAUGCUUGCAGGUGCAGAUGCAAUCAUCAGACAGCACAAAGCCGCUUGCUUGAGAAUCACAGCAUUGCUGGCUUGUAAGGAUCUUUUGUGGAUUGGCACCAGUGCAGGGGUGGUCCUCACAUUACCGAUCCCAGCAGUUAGUUCUGGAACUGGGGCAUGUGCGGUGAAAACCCCCCUUGUUCCAAUGGGCUCCGCCCAUGGACACACAGGCCAUGUUCGAUUUCUGACAUCAGUCGAGCUACCGGAAGGUUUGGGAAUGAACUUCCAUCCUCCAUCAUCGGAUUCCACAGGUAAACAAUCGCAGGACGGCGCCAUCAUUGACGGAAACCUUCAAAGGCACGAUUCCACUCGCCGCCGAGCCUCCGCCCACCAGCUUCCAAAAACCAAUCAACUUGUCAUAUCAGGCGGGGAUGGCUACGAGGACUUCAGACUGAACAAUAGCAGUGAGACUAUUGGACGGGAUGACAGCACCAACCAUCUUUUGCUGUGGAGAGUCUGAGAUAACCAAACUCGGUUUGGACCAUCAGACCCAACUUUCCACUUGCCGCAUACAAUUGCUUCAGCCUCGUGUGUGUUGGUGUUGUUUUAGUUCUGCUCGGCUCCACCAGUCUUUGCGCAUUAUGGCUGUGAAUUCCUGCUUAAACGUACACAUGAUUAUGUUCACUUCAAAUCUAGUCCUGUUCUGUAUGUUUAUUCUAGGAUGGGCUGGAGAACACUGAGUGGAUUUUUUUUUUUUUAAUCAUGGCAUAUGAAACGGCCAUGAAACAGAAGUCGCAGAAGUCAACUUCUCCUCAUCUUUCGUCUCAAUUUGAGUCGCAAGAUAUUGCGAAUCUCAUCUUGUAACAAAACUGUUUUACUUCAAGAAGUGGUACCACAAAAAAACAUCCCACAUUGUAGUGAGAUGUAAUUUUGGUCAUAACGGGAUGCUGACCAUUAACGGAGAGGUUCAGCAUUGAAGUAGACUUCUGAAAACCUGAUUGGACCCUGAGAUCAAAUUGAGGCCAACAUAUCAUCAGCAGGCAGCGAUCCAACAUUGAAGGGAGGAUCCAAGCAUAAUAAUAAGGUACAAUAUGAUCGAAACGUAUGUAACCAAUUUUUGUGCUUAUGUUAAAUCCAUCACCUUCUGAAAUAUUAGCCAUGUAUUCUUGGAUACACAAGUGUUGUCCACAAAUAAUCAUUACCCGCUUAAUGUUUAAAGACAACAAGAGUUAAGUACCACUAAGUAAUGUCUUUACAGAUGAAAAGUGCAUUACCACGACUAUGCCAAAGCCUUCUUUCUAUAUCUUACUCUAUAUGAUUAAAAGAUUUAUUUUGCCAGAAUCAUCUGCCAGGAAGACAAAUCGGCACUUGAUUGAAAGCGGUGGCUUUUCAAGUUGUAGCAGAUGAAGAUAGUUAUGUACAGUAUUUAUGGUUUUGACUUCAACUUAUUCUUGACAGCACUUAAUUUAUAGAAAAUGUAGCUUUCACCUUUUCGCGAGUAGAGGUACGACGAGGUCGCAGUGUCAAUUCCAGGACAUGCGAAUUGAGUCCAAGCACAUACACAGCACAGGGAAUAAUGGAAGCCUCAAAGAUACUUAAGAUUUCAUUUUAUUUCUUUUGCGAUAACACAUUUGCCCCAAUCUGAACGGGUUGAGGGCGCACAAUAUAUACCUGCCAUCUUUGCAAGAGAAAAAAAAUGCAACAGCAUAAAUGUUGUUUCUUGUUUUACUGUUUGUAUGAGCGACAUGGUGUAAGUGUGAUUCGUUUUCACCUGCUAUACUUUUCAGUCUUUAGUCUGCCGGAUAGUGAGUAGGUCAGAAGGACAAAUGCUAAGCACCUGCACGUGCCUUCAGGAGGCUCGAAGUUAAGCCAUUUUACACAUUUAGGCGCACACAUAUGUCAGUGGAAGUGAAGGACAGGUGAAUGUAUCCUUACGCGGACCGUAGUCUCGGGAUUUGAGGUUUAGCGCUGAUCGUUCGGGAUCGCUCCAAGCCGAGGAAGAAGCGCACCUUCAGCCAUCUGCUCUCUUCACCUUGUGCAUCAGCAUUAGGUGAACUCUCCUUCUGUGAGAGCAAGCUAAUGCUUAAGUGGAUUAAACUGGCCAUUGUGAUAUCUGCUUCGUAGUUAAUGAGAUGACGUUGAAAAGCACCUGUCUUAUCAUUUACUAAAUGUUUUCUGUCAAUGUUUGGACUUCCGUUUUCUUCCCGUACUUUAGCUUUUUCUCUGGCCAGUAUGUGGUAGACCGUAUUCGAUAUUUGAAGAGAUUCACACUUGGUUGAGGGGAAACUUUUUUUCUCAAGUUUUAGAGGUUUGCAUAUGAAGUUCACCUAUUUACACAUAUAAAUAACAUAUCUGGAUUUUUACAAAGGUUACCUUUGCUCAGACCGAUCAUCGAAGAAGAUUUCUGAAAAUGCCAAGUGAUUAAAUGUGUUGUUUGACAGUCAAGUGUAUUAGCAGUGCCAAAAUGAGUGAAAAUUAUAUAUAGUACACUCAUGCUGACUGUUAGGUCCAGAGGCAACAUUCAUACAAUACCUGCGUGCAAUCCGUGCAUCAUUGUGGUGUUUUACAAUAUUACUGUGAGCUGUCCACUUUAAAUAAGUAGGCAUAGCAUCUUGACGGUCGGCCCAGCAAAUUCCUAAAAUAGUUCAAAUUGAUGUCUGAAUCUAAUUUGAUUUUGUCAGUGUUUUCCUUGUGUUUUUCUUCCUGUAUUUCCCCGGGGCAAUUAAAGAGAGCAGUCACAUUUCAUGGGUAACUCGAGUUGAUCUCCACAAUACUUAAGAAUGGAAAGAAUAAUGUGGUCUAUUGAAAUGACUUAGCGUGUGUGUAACGUCCUCUCAGCCUGAUGUGGGCAAAGUCUUUAUUGUUGUAAAUAUUGGUAUAGUAGGCCUUUUUUUUUUUUUGUAAAUAAUGCACUCAAGGUCCUCAAUUGUCAAUAUGAGUCCAUGGCAUAUUUUUAUAUAUAUUUGUGUAAAGUCUUUUUCUUCCUCCAGCAUGCCCUGUGAGCACCACAUGUAAAUUAUACCCAAAAAUGAGACUAGAUGGCCUUUAUUGUGACCAAGCAAAUGCUCUGUGCCAUCUGUGUUCAUGCUGGUAGCCAGCUUCACUCCUGUGUUUUCAACAUGAUGGAUGUCUGAAGGGGGUAAACAAUUGCAGCAGGUGCAAUUGCUUGACAUCUCGUAGUUUUCAUUUGUCAUUUCCUGUGUUUACCUGUUCUUUUUUUUUGUUGUCCUCGCUGAUUCAUACUUGGAAUUAAAUAUGUUCACCGGUG